Aspergillus wentii DTO 134E9 is the source of this 2202-nucleotide messenger RNA. RefSeq lists its product as uncharacterized. Bases 1 to 2202 code for a protein of 733 amino acids. Lineage: Eukaryota; Fungi; Ascomycota; Eurotiomycetes; Eurotiales; Aspergillaceae. The record is from RefSeq and is a predicted model, not a curated record. The transcript has 7 exons. Gene Ontology annotation, cellular component: nucleus. Gene Ontology annotation, molecular function: DNA binding; zinc ion binding; DNA-binding transcription factor activity, RNA polymerase II-specific. Gene Ontology annotation, biological process: regulation of DNA-templated transcription; DNA-templated transcription.
AUGUCUAGCCCAAGCAAUAACAACCCCGAAAUCUCCAUAACCGCAUGUCAGCGCUGUCGAGACUCAAAGCUCAAAUGCAGCCGAGAACAUCCCAGCUGUACUCGAUGUCAGAGGGCAAAGGCGAAUUGUGUUUACCCCAGCCCUCCGGACCGGAAGCGGUUAAGACAGGAGCGCAAUUCCCCUCGAUCAGAGCGAGCGACGGCCUCUAAGAGACAAAAGUCUAAUCUCAGUAGAAGUGCCGGUGAUACCAGUCCCUCUAGCGAGAAUCGUUCACAAGUCUCGGCUCGCCGGGUUCUUGGACAGGAAGCUGAUGCGCAACCACCGACUACUCCUAUCACGUAUCUACCGAGAGUCUCUGGUGGAGAGCAUUCAACGAGGGCAUUGAAUGCGCGAGAAAACUCUCUGAAUAGUCAUUCUCUUUCAGCAAACCCGGUUCAUUUGCCAUCAGAAUCAUACCCCAAUCAGCUACGAAAUGCUGAUAUUGAAGCAUCUGAAGUAGAGGUAGUUAGAGACGAAAACUCAGCUCUCCCCUCACGCGCUGUUGGUCUCUCGUUGCUUGAGAUUUAUUUCACGCGGGCCUAUAACGCCUCGCUUCUCUUUUGCAAGCCUCUUUUGUUUCAAGAAUAUCUUGAAGGAAAGGUUCCAACGCCUCUACUAAAGGCAAUAUUUGCGCUGGCCGCACUAUUCCUCACGCCUGAAAAUGAUCAUCGAAAUGUAUCACCGGAGCUUUCUGAGUUAAAAUCAUUGACCAUUUUCCAUUCUCGGAGCUUACCAUGGGCGAAAGCCGCCAUGAAGGAGGUUAUGGUAUUGAUCGUUGAGCAACCAUCUUUGGCAGCUGCCCAGACGCUUGAAUGUGUUGGAUUAUACUGGUUCGGGUUUGGAGACUACAAAAGGGGCGAUUUGUGUCUAUCACUGGCAUAUCGUUGCUGCGCUAUUCUGGGAUACAACAGCAAAAUGGCUACAGCUUUAGGAAAACAUGAUUUAACAUUGGACUCCGAGCUUAAUCGCCGGUGUUCAUGGGCCUGCUGGGCAUCCAUGUGCAUAGCUGCACAACCAGAGGCCUAUGUUAGGUCAGCGUGGCUCGAGAUGGCAAUGGUGCCAUUGCCCGCAAUCAUUAAAAGCGCAAACUCUAGCUGGGAAGUAAUUCCUCUGGAGAAGAUGGACCAGGAGUGGUCUGGAAUAUCCAUAUCUUCUGAGUCAGAAGUCGAUACACCUCCGCCAAUUGAAGCAGCAUUGGUGAAGAUUCUCGGCGUUUGGGCCAAGGUCCAACUUUUUGUUGACGAUUGCUUGUCGUACUCCUCUAAUCAGAAGAUUGAAAAGUUGUCAGGCUUGUCUCAGAUGUUGAAGGCAGUCUAUGACAGUACCACACCAACUCGGACAUAUAUGAAGACUAUGACUGCCUCGGAUUAUGCACAUCGGAUCCUCACAUUUGAUGCUAUUUACCAUCUCAGCCAGGUGACUUUGCAUUCCACAGUCGUGCCUCUAUUUUCAGGCUCUCCGGUUGAUCCAACAAAAGACCCUGGUACUGUCAGGACGAGUGCCAAGGAAGUGAUGCACCAUGCAGACUCUUUUGCGAGCUUAUUAACUUCCUAUCUAGAAGGAGAAUCAGAUAUAACAUAUUUGUCUCCCCUAGUAGCGUAUGGUGCCUUUGCAACAGCCGUUGUCUUUCUAGCAUUUGAGAAAUCGUGCCAGGACAAGAGCUCUGCAAGUUUUGCCAUUGAAGGCUAUACAGGAAGCAGUAAUAGAGUCUCAACUGUGAAGGCCAUUGUUGAAAUGCUAGAUUCUCUUCGUGUAUACUGGAGAGUUCUCCAACGUCCAUGGGAGAGGUUAAGCUUUGCUCUGAAGUCUGGAUUUUCAUCAUCACUUGACGACGUGAAUUUUCAGCCUAGAACUGAAGCGAGGGGUUCACUUGACGACUAUGGGCCUUCUCCAACCCAAGAGAAUUCAUACAUGCAGCAGCCCAUCUUGCAUGAUAGGCUUUCUUCAGAUCUUGGGACCCUGGAGUCGUCCCUGUACCAGCCAAUGGAGGAGAGUACAGUCACGACCAGAGACAUACAAACACCUAUUAACAACCUAUCGACGGGUCCGAUCGAUAUUCUAGAUGAUGACUGGUGGAAUAUGUCGCUUGCCGCAACUGACAACGGUUAUCUAGUCGAUUUCCAACCCCCGAAUUUCUUUCGACAGGGGUGGAAUUAUUUCUAA